GUUUCAACGUGCCACGGACGAGUUCGCAAACUAAUCAAUCAAUUUCACAGCUAUCUUCUUCGCGUCGAUCUCUGCUUCAAUUUCUUUUUUCUUCAGAUCUCCCGAGAAGUUCUUUGAGAUCUGAAUAUCCUGUAAUUCUCCGGAAGGUUAAGGAGAGAAGGAUGUACGGAUUCGAAGCGCUUACGUUCAACAUCCAUGGCGGGUACUUGGAGGCGAUCGUGAGGGGCCACCGUGCUGGGCUUCUCACCACCGCCGAUUACAACAAUCUGUGCCAGUGUGAAAACCUUGACGACAUCAAGAUGCACCUCUCUGCUACCAAAUACGGCUCUUACCUCCAAAACGAACCGUCACCUCUGCAUACCACCACAAUUGUGGAGAAGUGUACGCUCAAGCUUGUUGAUGAUUAUAAGCAUAUGCUUUGCCAGGCAACUGAGCCUAUGUCAACCUUCUUAGAGUACAUCAGAUACGGCCAUAUGAUUGACAAUGUCGUGCUGAUUGUUACUGGAACCCUGCACGAGAGAGAUGUUCAAGAGUUGAUCGAGAAAUGUCACCCUUUAGGCAUGUUUGACAGUAUUGCUACACUAGCAGUUGCUCAGAACAUGAGGGAGCUCUAUAGGUUGGUGCUUGUGGACACUCCUCUGGCUCCAUAUUUUUCUGAAUGCUUAACAUCAGAGGAUUUGGAUGACAUGAACAUUGAGAUUAUGAGGAAUACCCUCUACAAAGCAUACCUUGAGGACUUCUACAAGUUCUGUCAGAAACUUGGUGGGGCAACAUCAGAGAUAAUGUCUGACCUUCUGGCCUUUGAAGCCGACAGAAGAGCAGUGAAUAUCACCAUCAAUAGCAUUGGCACUGAGCUCACAAGAGAAGACAGGAAGAAACUGUACUCUAACUUUGGUCUCCUUUAUCCAUAUGGCCACGAGGAGCUUGCUAUCUGUGAAGACAUAGAUCAGGUUCGUGGUGUUAUGGAGAAAUACCCUCCGUACCAAGCAAUAUUCUCCAAGAUGUCUUAUGGAGAGAGCCAGAUGCUCGACAAGGCGUUUUAUGAAGAAGAAGUCAGAAGGCUUUGCUUAGCCUUUGAGCAGCAGUUUCAUUACGCGGUAUUCUUUGCGUAUAUGAGGUUGAGGGAGCAGGAGAUCAGGAACCUGAUGUGGAUAUCAGAAUGUGUUGCACAGAACCAGAAGUCGAGGAUCCACGACAGUGUUGUCUACAUGUUCUGAGUCUGGCAAAAAGUGAAACACACAUUAAAAUGUGUAAUGUGUCUUAAAAUUGGAGAAUAAGAAGAAAGAACCUGCUUGGUUGUUGUUGGUUUUUCUUCAGUGCUCCGGUUUACCAGAGAAAAUCUGCGGAUUUACAUUCACUGUUUCUGUCACUCUACGUGAGUGCGUGUAUUAUUUUUACCCAAAUAAGAGUCUCUUCAAUUUGUUUGUUUGUUUUUGCCAUAUGUUGCUUGGUUCUCCCAGUAAACUCUUGUACUAUCAAACUAUUUAUCAUGCACUUUUAUAACACUUUGUUAAAUUAUUUGGAAUGGUUUAUACUUUUUAGGUCCAA
This is a messenger RNA of Eutrema salsugineum, 1548 nucleotides long. RefSeq names its product V-type proton ATPase subunit d1. Gene Ontology annotation, cellular component: proton-transporting V-type ATPase, V0 domain; vacuolar proton-transporting V-type ATPase complex. NCBI's taxonomy places the organism in Eukaryota, Viridiplantae, Streptophyta, Magnoliopsida, Brassicales, Brassicaceae. The transcript has 10 exons. The coding region runs from base 162 to 1217 and encodes 351 amino acids. The record is from RefSeq and is a predicted model, not a curated record. Gene Ontology annotation, molecular function: proton-transporting ATPase activity, rotational mechanism. Gene Ontology annotation, biological process: vacuolar acidification; vacuolar transport; proton transmembrane transport.